Cuscuta epithymum is the source of this 2067-nucleotide messenger RNA. Lineage: Eukaryota; Viridiplantae; Streptophyta; Magnoliopsida; Solanales; Convolvulaceae. The record is from the annotation of a GenBank genome assembly.
GGUGAGUAUCACGUAGCUCAGUUGUACGUGGGGCCGUAUGGACGGGUGCGGGCGCCGAAGCCGACGGAUCACGUGUUGAGCCCCCCCUUGGGUUAUUUCGGGAUAUACCCGAUGAGUUUCGCGAAGGGGUUGCGGUUCCCUCUCCAUCCUUUUAUUAAGGAAUACCUUGACAUGGUGGGUCUGCCUCCGGCCUUGCUGACGCCCAAUAGUUACUCGCUCAUCGUCGGCUUCCUUAUCCGUUGCGGUGAGCUGGGGUUUUCGCCGACGAUUGCGCUUUUCACCAAUCUGUACCGGAUAGGCCGAGGGAGCCAUCAGAAUUGUGCCGGCUAUGCCGCUUUACAGCAGGUCCCCAAGAGGAGGACGUUUACAGACCUUCCUUCAUCAAUUCAUGGCUGGAAGGCGAAGUUUGUCUUUGUUAACCUUGGCCGAGGCGGUUACUUCCCGUCUGCCGGUCACAGCGGUUUAUUUGAGUUGCAUAAUCCUCCGUGGAAUGCCGAGAUCAGUAGGCAGGUGGAGGCUUUUAUCAAGGGCGGUCCGAGGAGCGUAACGACCUACAUCACUGAGUAUAGGAUGGCCGCCCUCGGCUUCGUAAGAUAUUACUGCCCCGGCGAUGUGGACGACGACCUCUGGCCGAGGAUGGAGGGGUCUUAUGAGCAAGCCGACGGUCCCUCACUUGGUGUCCCUGCCGAAGCCGAAGGUUUUGUCAUGGACCGCAUAUCUUUUAUGGCUCGAGCUGCCAAGAAGGCCGAUGCGGAGCUCAAGGCCGCUCGGGCUGCCGAGAAGGCAAAGGCCUCUGCUGGCGGUUCCCAGGGAGGGGGUGAGGCCGUCAAGAAAGCUGCUCCUAAGAAGAAAAGAGGAGCUGAUGAAGGUCAGAAAACUCUGGCCGAGGCGGGUCUGAAACCACAGGCCCCAAAGAAGACGAAGAGGGUUCCGACGACUGAUGAGGCCGGCGCUCCUUCUCAGGCUGUCGUGGAUGUCCAGCCCCCGGUGGUCCCUCCCGUGAAUGAGCCACCCUCCUCGGCCGUGGUGGCUUCGGCUUCUCGCGUGCUUCCCUCUACGGCUGCUGCUGCCCGUCUAGAGGAGGCCCUUGCCAAAGGGACGUACGAGGUAACAGUGCGUUACCCUGUGAAGGGCGGUCUUUUUAACGAGACCGUCGGUGGCGACGACGUGCUUGCUCAGGCUAUGCCUGAGUAUGAUCGUCAGUACCUCGGCCGACAAGGCCAACAUGUUCGGCUGUACGACGGAGGGAUAGACUACGUCGUCCAGGGUGCCCUUAUGCUGAGGGAGCAGCAUUGGAGGCAGGAAGCCGAGAUAGAGCGGCUGAAGAAGAUGGAGGCCAAAGCUGCUUCAGCCGAUGAGGCCCUUCAAGAUCUGAGGGACAAGGCCAAGGCCGCGGAGGAUGAAAUGAAGCUCCUUCAGAUGCGCCUUGAUGAGGCCGAGGCUGCCCGGAAGAAAGCUGAUGAGGCCGUUGCCGCUGCCGUCCAAAGAGCCGAGGAAGCGGAGCGGCUCAAGGCUGACGCUGAGAAGGCUGCUGAACAGGCCGUUGCUGUUUUCAAGGCCGACGGAUGGAAGGCCGAAGAUCACAUCCCCUUCUGCUACGAAGUGGUGGCCGAGAGGCUCACUGAUUGGGUGACAAAGGACCCUGCCGGCGAGGACUUCUGGAUGAACGAGACGCGAGCCUUCUAUAACUGCGGGCAGUACAGGAUGCAAAGGCUGAUUUAUAGGAAGCUUCGUCGUCGCUUCCGGAAGAUGAGGCCGAGGGGUUUGAGCCUACCCCGGCGGAUGAGAAAUCCUGAUGAGGAUAUGAAGCUCCCCCCGUCGGAGAGGCAGCCUCCAAUUCUCAGUUCGGACGAGGGGGAAGCGUCCUGGAGUGAAAAUGACGAUUAUCUGCUCGAGGGCUCUGCCGAUUCCAAGGCCGAUGAAGAUGAUGACGCCGGAACCAGUAGCGGUGGUGGGGAGGACGUCGGCCAGAGCAAAGAGCAAGCCGAUGAGGCAGCGUAGUUUUGUAGACUUUUUAUUACUUUUGUAGCUCUAGCACCAAAGUGCGUGUAACGGCCGUAGCGCCCA